Molecule: messenger RNA, 2024 nt
Organism: Ictalurus punctatus (channel catfish)
Lineage: Eukaryota; Metazoa; Chordata; Actinopteri; Siluriformes; Ictaluridae
Product: interferon-induced protein 44-like
Exons: 8
Coding region: 196-1149 (317 amino acids)
Source: RefSeq, a predicted model, not a curated record
UCUAACGAAGUACAUAUCACUGACGCUUUUUCUUUUCUUUAUUAUUUUUUUACAGCACAAAGUUCAGAACCCUUGAAGCAACCAGUCUAUUCAUCUCAAGCAUCUUCCCUGUCCCAGAGUUCUUUCUGCUCAUCCUCCAGCACCGGCUCCCCUCCUACUGUGAACUCUGUUGACAGUUUCAGAAUUCCAUGGAAAAUGUUUCCUGAGGAAUUAAUGCAGGCCCUUGAGAGACAGAAAAGGCCAAGUCAAGCCAAGAAAAGGCCCAAGGACUGUUGUCAAGAAAUGGGAAAUAAUCAACCUGCUCAUCCUCCGCGUCGGUUCUCACCGGAACUCAAGAGGCCUUGGAGACCAGUAGCAUGGAGUAAAAACGAUGAAAUACUGCACGACGUGAAAGAAUUCAAACCCAGCUCGGAGGUCCUCAGAAUUGUGUUGUAUGGACCGACUGGUGCUGGGAAAUCAUCCUUCAUCAACUCAGUCCAGAGAAUUCUCUUAGGCCGUAAUGCCAUGAGUGCUCUGGAAAACUCCACGUUUACAGGAGCAAGCUUCACAAAAAAAAUGAAAAUACACAAGCUGAAGAAAGGCAGAGGUGAGCAUUAUCCUUUGGAAAUUGUUGACAUCAUGGGGCUUCAGCAUUCAGGAGGGAUAACAGCUGAUGACAUCAUCAGUGUACUCAAGGGACACGUUCCAGAUAAGUACACGUUUAAUCCUGUGUCGUCCAUAACUGCUGAGAAACCAGAAUACAAAAAGAACCCAACUUUGUAUGAUAAGGUCCACUGUCUGGUCAGCAUUCUGUCUGCAGACUCUGUCUCAAGAAUGGAAGACGGCGUCUUUGUAAAAAUGGCCGAGGUUAGAGCGGCUGCUAGCGAGCAGGGAAUUCCUCAAGUCAUUGUUAUGACCAAGGUAGAUAAAGCCUGUGAGCAGGUUAACCAGGAUUUAAAGAAAGUCUACACCAGCAAGAAGAUCAAAGAGAAGAUGGACCUGUGCAGUAUUAACUCGGGCAUCUCAAAAAACGCCAUCUACCCUGUGAAGAACUAUGCUGAAGAGAUCACCAAAGAUGACGGCAUUGAAACGCUCAUCCUCACAGCAUUGAGAGAUAUUCUAAAUUUUGCCAAUGACUAUGUGGAACGUGAGUUGGAAGAAGAAGCCUAGUGAUGAAUCCCCAAGUAUAAAGUGAAAUGAGGUUUGAGGUCAACCUUAGAUUAGUUGUGUGCCAUGUUUUAUUCUUAAGAGUCAUAGUCUUGGUGUAGCAGAUGUAUUAGAAGCUCAGUGUAGUACACAAAGUUUCCAUAUAUGAAGAAAAAGUUCAGGUUGCCAGAUAUUUUUUUAAAGAAGCGCCUGAGACAGGGUUUUUCGAUAGAAUGAGACCUAAAACACCUAAAUCAGGGACAGAAUAUGUGGACUGAAGAAACUCAGUACAAGACAGUUUAAAAAGAAUAAUAUGAUAUAUGAAUGAGAAGAGGACAAACAUUGAAUAGUAUAUUGGUAAUAUAUUGCUGAAUGAAUAAUCACAUUAAUCACUGCAAAUUUGGUUUCAUUUAACAUAAUGGCUUCCAUGGACUCGACCUGCCAUGGUUCAAGAAUAUUAAGUAGAAGGUCAGACUCAAGAGACAUCCAUGCAACUGAACAAGUAGCUUUGUAAACUUUUCUUAUGAUACGGUUCAUCAAGCUGAAGUUUCCUUUAGAGGAAAAAAAAAAUGCCACCAACGUCCACAGUUUUCUCUUAUAAUGAACUUCCAUUAAGUGAUUAACUUUUGUGUCUAACUGCAGCAUAUGGUUAAGUAAUUCUUAGUAUUCUGUCUUAGUGGUGCAAUUUGUGCUGAACUGUGGGCAGGUGGGACAACUGUCUGAAAACAAAAAUCAAAUCGAACAGUUGACUCGUUCACUUCAUCUUUCAGAAGAAGAAGAGGAAAGAGAUUUGUUUGCAAGAGCAAGAAAACAAAGCAGACACCACUCUUUCACUUCAUCAUUUUGCUUUGUAGCAAACCAGCAUCAAAACUUUUGAAUAAACUACUUCUUCUUCUUGA